Dendrobium catenatum is the source of this 3104-nucleotide messenger RNA. Its product is annotated as protein EMBRYO SAC DEVELOPMENT ARREST 30. Bases 642 to 2696 code for a protein of 684 amino acids. Gene Ontology annotation, cellular component: Golgi apparatus; cytoplasm. Lineage: Eukaryota; Viridiplantae; Streptophyta; Magnoliopsida; Asparagales; Orchidaceae. The transcript has 11 exons. The record is from RefSeq and is a predicted model, not a curated record.
AAAGCAGUUUCGAUUUCAUCUGUUCGGAGUCAACAUUCGGAGAGGCGCCUUAAUGCCAUAAAAACGCUGGAAAUCUGUCGAACGAAGCUUCAGUGCCAUCCAAAUCAAGCUACUGCUCUACCGACUCCACAGCUUAUCCGCGCUCCGCCCUUGCAGCGGGAACCAAUCUUCUCCUCGAUCGGCGGCAUCCCAUUGAUCGAUCGAUCUUCUAUAGCUCCUCUCUGCCACCGCCAUUUCUACUGUUCCUUGUCAAAGACCGAUGAAAGAAGGUGAACAAAGGUCAAAUGGAAGGGGAUGAGCGAGAGCGAGAUAGAACGGGGGAAGAAUCACGUGCGAGAAAGCUGACCUUCUUCUCGGGUCUCUUUCGCUGUAGCUUUCUGUCGUGAGAGCCGCCCUUAUCUUCUUCUUCGCAAAAAGGAGUAAAGAAGUUGAUAGAUAGGUCGAGAGAGAGAGUGGGAAGAGCGAAAGAAUGAUCGGCUGAAGGAGGGGUGCUGGGUUCCGCCGCCCAUUGACUUCUUGGAUCCACUGUUGCUGCUACAUUUUUCAGUGCACUAUUUCACUGGUACAAGGAGGCCAUGCUCACGCUUGGGUUUGCCCAAGACCAGUGCUAUCAGAUUUGGAAAUCCUGAUGAGCUCCUAAAAUGGCUGUGAAGAACAAAUUCAAGUUAUUUGCACUUGUGGGAAUUGCCUUCUGUGUAGUGUCACUGCUGGUACAUCUUCUGCUUGCAGAUUAUUCAGCCGGGGACAUUAUACAAUACAGGCCAACAGCAGAUAAGAUUUACCAACAUGGAAAGAAGUUUAGAUACAGAAAAUUAUGGGGUUCAAUCCAAUCUUUGGAGAGCUUACAACCGUUUGCUAACCCUAGAAAAGCUUAUCCAGUUCCUGGAAAGCAGAAUGGUUUUAUAUAUGCAAAGAUAUAUGGUGGAUUUGAUCAUGUUAAAUCUUCGGUAGGCUACCUUCAUCAAGUUUUUUUUUUCUUUUUUGGAUUUGAAUUUCUAAAUGUUACGUGGUCACUUUUUCAUCAUUGUCAGAUUUGUGAUCUUGUAGCUGUUUCAAAAUUGCUAAAUGCUACUCUUGUCAUUCCUGAGAUUCAAGAUGGUAUUCAUUCUAAAGGAGUUAGUUCCAAGUUUAAGAGCUUUUCUUAUGUCUACAACGAGGAGCAGUUUAUAGCUGCACUAUCAAAUGAUCUGGUUAUUGUGAAGAGAUUACCUAAUGAUCUAAGGCUAGAAAGGAAAAGGAAUAAGUAUCCAACCUUUCCGAUCAGAUAUUUAGCUCCCCCAAGCUUUUAUAUCAACGAAAUAUUGCCUAAAUUGAAGCAAUCAAAGGCUAUUGGCUUGCUGAUUACUGAUGGUGGAUGCCUUGAGUCUAUUCUCCCCCCAGACAUGGAAGAAUAUCAGAGACUUAGGUGCAGAGUUGCAUUCCACGCCCUUCAGUUUCGUCCAGAAAUCCAGGCACUCGGAAACUUGAUGGUGGAGAGAUUAAGGGCUUCUGGUCGUCCUUAUCUUGCUUUUCAUCCUGGCCUUGCAAGAGAUACCUUGGCAUUUCAUGGCUGUGCUGAACUUUUUCAAGAUGUUCAUACUGAACUCAUUCAAUAUAGAAGGAAGCAGAUGAUCAAGCGUAGUAUUGUUCACGGAAACCUGAGUAUUGAUUCUGCAUCUCAGAAAAGAAAGGGGCUAUGCCCACUUCUGCCUGAAGAAGUUGGUCUUCUCCUUCGAGCAAUGGGAUAUCCUCCAGACACAAUAAUUUAUUUGGCCGGCGCGGAAAUGUUUGGUGGCCAAAGGGUUCUAGUCCCAUUACGCGCUCUAUACACAAAUUUGGUCGACCGAACUUCUUUGUGUAGUAAGACUGAGUUAUCCAAGUUAUUAGGUCCAGAAUCCCCUCUUCCUUCAAAUCUGCCUAUGCCAAUUCCACAGAAAAGCAAGAAACAACUCAUUGAAGAGUGGAACAAAGCUGGGCCUCGACCGCGACCUCUCCCUCCACCACCUGCUAGACCAUUUUAUCAAUAUGAGAAGGAAGGCUGGUAUGGCUGGAUUGCUGAGAGUGACAUUGAACCAGACCCUUCAGCAAUAGAUCUGAGAUUGCAGACACACAGGUUGAUUUGGAAUGCUCUAGAUUAUUAUGUUUCUGUGGAAGCUGACGUAUUUUUUCCUGGAUUUCAUAAUGAUGGUAGUGGUUGGCCUGAUUUCUCUAGCUUAGUCAUUGGCCAUCGGUUGUACCAAAUGGCCUCUUCAAGAACUUAUCGCCCUGACAGAAAAACACUUGCGACGCUAUUAGAUUCAAUCCGCGACAACCUUUAUCAUCCCAAGCAUAAUUGGACACUCUUAGUGCGUGAACAUCUCAACAAUAGUUUAGGUGUCAAUGGCUUGAUAAUGGAGGCCCAGAUGUCCAAACCAAGAUCAUUUCUGUCCCAUCCCCUACCAGAAUGCUCCUGCAGAGCAUCAAAAACUUCUGAAGUUCAAAAACUUGUCAAAGGUCCCAAUGGCGAAAUCUUGUUUGGCGGCGAAGAAAGAUGUCCCGAAUGGAUGGUUCGCGGCCUUAAUUUGGUUCUUUCGGAAUCCGGCAAUUCGAAAGAUGAAGGUGAUGAGAUUCCUGAAGAUGAGAUAGAUUUGGAGAGCGAGCAGGAUGUCGGCGACGGAAGCAGACCGGAAUUGACCAGACCUAUUGAGCAGGAUGAAGAAAUAGAUCCAGACGAUUAGGCCCCCAAAAAAAUGACAAUUUUCAAAACCCAUUGGUUCAAAGCAUCAGUAAAGAACGCCUUGAGGCCGCGGCGCCUGCUUUGAUUCUCUGAUACUAAGGAUUGCUCACAUAGACCCAAAAAAUGAAAGGAAUCUAAUCAUUUUUUCCUAUCUUUUCAGAAGAUCUGUGAAGCGCCAAUAGCUGCAUAAUCUGUACAUUUCUAACUCCAUUCAGUUCAAUUCAUGGUGUAAGAAAUGGUCAUUUACUGGUAGGCAAUUUUGGUACUGCCCUAAUGCUGUAUCUGAUCCAUAAAUUGUUUGUGAAAUUUAUCUUUCAGGCUUUAUGUAGAGGAUUGAAUACCUCCUCUGAUAUUUGAUGAUAUUUUUGGCCAUUUUUGAAACUGAAAUAAAGUUUAUAUUUUUCUUAUA